Messenger RNA from Malassezia pachydermatis, 657 nucleotides. RefSeq lists its product as hypothetical. Gene Ontology annotation, biological process: poly(A)-dependent snoRNA 3'-end processing; rRNA catabolic process; U4 snRNA 3'-end processing. Lineage: Eukaryota; Fungi; Basidiomycota; Malasseziomycetes; Malasseziales; Malasseziaceae. The coding region runs from base 1 to 657 and encodes 218 amino acids. The transcript has 5 exons. Gene Ontology annotation, cellular component: nuclear exosome (RNase complex); nucleolus; cytoplasmic exosome (RNase complex). The record is from RefSeq and is a predicted model, not a curated record.
AUGGCACGUACAGAUAUUCUCAACCGUGUCAAUGGAAGAUCUGCGCUUGACUACAGACCCAUUUAUUUGCAAGUGGACAUUAUUCCCAACGCCAGUGGAAGUGCAUUGAUCGAGUGCGGUAACACGAAAAUCGUGUGCGCUGUACAUGGCCCUCGUCAAGUCCGUGGUCGUCAAUAUUCUGGUAAAGCUGAACUGAACGUGCAAUUUCAGAUGGCACCAUUCAGCUUGAGACAACGACAGAAACCAGGAAAAGAUACGGAGAAAUCUGGACCUGCUUCUCUAAUUCAACAGGCUCUACUACCAGCUGUUCGGCUAGAACUACUUCCAAAAUCUUCUAUUGAUGUAUAUGUUACAGUUUUGGAUUCCGACACGUCUGAACUUGGCUACUCUUCGCUCGGGGUGACGGCUGCAAGCGCAGCUUUAGCCCAAGCGGGUGUUGAAAUGCUGGGUUUUGUGACUGGCUCUACAGCAUCACUGAUGUAUUCACUCCCGGUGAAUGGUGCUACUCAUCAACAAUGGCUAGUUGAUCCGUCACAAUCGGAAGCUAUUCACUCCAGCACACAUUUGAUGAUCUGUACGAUGCCCGCGUUGGGUAGAACAACAUGUUAUACACUACAAGGACCCGUGCAGCAAGUAUCUUCUAUCAAGGAGGCGUGA